This is a messenger RNA of Vanderwaltozyma polyspora DSM 70294, 1764 nucleotides long. RefSeq names its product Pex8p (gene PEX8). The coding region runs from base 1 to 1764 and encodes 587 amino acids. NCBI's taxonomy places the organism in Eukaryota, Fungi, Ascomycota, Saccharomycetes, Saccharomycetales, Saccharomycetaceae. The record is from RefSeq and is a predicted model, not a curated record. The transcript has a single exon.
AUGAAAGAGAUUGAUGAUACUGAAUUAAAUUCGAUAAGGUACUUAUUAGGGAUAUUGAGAUCAACAAGAAUAAAGGGAACUGUAAAUAAUGGUGAUGAAAAAUUGAAUCAAGCUUUGUUGAAUAAUGUAGUGUACUAUACUGCCAGGAUCCGCUCGAUUGGAUUGUUGAAUGAGAUGGUAGAUGGUAUAUUCAAUAGUCAAUAUUGGAAUAAUUAUGAUCUUCUGGAGUUACAAGAAAUGGUCAAAGGUAUAUUUCAAUGGAAAUUAGAGAUAUCUGAACCUGUGGUGCCAAUAGAUACAUUUUGUGCUAUUUGGAAUAGUUAUAUUGUGGGCUGUAAGAGUUGGUCUGUUUAUAAGAUUGCUAUUGUUGCUGGUGCUUUGGAUACUCAGGAUAAAUUUGAAUCUUUGCAGUCAUCGAUAUUUGUCGAUGACUCAGGAAGUGUAAGAAACCUUUAUGAAACGUGGAGAUCAAAGUAUUAUAUUCCAAUAUGGAAUGAUUUCAUUCGUAUGUAUACUGGUAACGGGAACGAUCUUGUAAGAAAACUAAUGUUAUCCUAUAGUGCGAUUAGUAGAGAAUCGGACAAUAAUUUUGGGGUAUUGCCUUGGCAGAACAUUACCAUAGCUUUGACAAAUUUAUCGUCAGAUUAUAUUACAUCUAAAGGGAUCAAAGAAUCUCAGUUCAUGUCAAGAAAUAUGAAUAAAGUAGCAAAAACAUUGCUAUUAUCUAUUCCACAUUGUUCCGAACAAUUAACUUCAACUAUACUAGCUAAAUUCUGCAAAAUGUGCUAUGAUUUAUCAACAGUAGAAAGCAACAACAGUGGUUCUUGGGGCAAUGAUUACUCUGAUAGACACUAUGUGAAUAUUCUGCUAACAAUUGUUCUUUCUCUCAAAGGGAUUCUUGAAAGCAGAAAUACUAUCCCAGUUCAAUGGUAUCAUCAGGUAAUCACCUGCCUAUAUUUUAUCCAUUUCAUAGUCAAAGAUUUCGGUAUUUCAGGAUUUGAAUCUUAUAAUUAUGUGUUGAAUGUGUCAGUCACAGGUAUCAAGAUGGCUGCGGAAAAAAAUCCCAAGAUUUAUAUGGAUUUGGUGUGUUUAAUGAGAUCUAAUAUAUGGGGUGAUCCGAAGUCAGGAAAUAAAAUAAGUAUUUCAAAAUUACUUUUCUUAUUAACAUUUUUAGAAUCUACCAUUAGUCAAUUCAAAGGGAUCGAUAUGCACUUCAUUGAGACUAUUGUUCAACCACUAAUCGAUGAGUUUAUAAGGUCUUCAAAUAAUGAUAUUAAGGAAUCUAUCCAUUGGAUGAUUCUUUCAGCACUGAACACAAAACUUUACGAUUGGCAAAUCAAAUUAAUCCCACAGUAUCUGGAUGCAAGUUUUACAGCAUUCAUUGAUGGUGAACUUUUACCAAAUCAAAUAAUUUUGAUCGCUCAAACAGUUUCAGGGAGAAUUCAGCACUUGAGUCAGUUGAAGGAAUCGAUGCCAUCCGAAACAUGUAACUAUAUUUACUCUAAAAUCCAAACCCCAGGGCUACCAAAUGAAACAAAGAAGACACUGAUAGAAUGUUUAAUAUUCAUGUCAGCUUCUAUUUCAAACGGCAAUAUACUAGAAUGGUUAGAAAAAUGUAGCGAUUUGAUCUUAACUUCAAAUUUCGAUAAAACUGCAAACCAUGAGCUCAUCUCUACAAUGUGGACUCUAGUCACAACUAUGAGAUCCAAAGUGGCUCUUAAAUUUUGGUAUGAUAAAUUACCACAAUUGCAAAGCAAACUAUAA